This is a messenger RNA of Oryzias melastigma (Indian medaka), 1095 nucleotides long. RefSeq names its product glutathione S-transferase omega-1. Gene Ontology annotation, molecular function: glutathione transferase activity; glutathione dehydrogenase (ascorbate) activity. NCBI's taxonomy places the organism in Eukaryota, Metazoa, Chordata, Actinopteri, Beloniformes, Adrianichthyidae. The record is from RefSeq and is a predicted model, not a curated record. Bases 170 to 889 code for a protein of 239 amino acids. Gene Ontology annotation, cellular component: cytoplasm. The transcript has 6 exons. Gene Ontology annotation, biological process: glutathione metabolic process.
ACACUGAAAGAAACCAGCCUUUCACGUGAUUGGCUGCCAGUUUCUUUGACACAUCCACCCCGGAAGUAGCGAUCAUAUUUAAGAGUAAUUCUUGUCUCGUUGCAUCUGCGUCUAUCUUCUUCUCUUCUACAUUUUACAUCCUCUGGAAAGUUUUAAUAAAAGGAUCAACAUGUCGACUGAAAAGUCUUUCGCGAAAGGAAGUGCUGCUCCUGGCCCGGUCCCCAAAGACCAAAUCCGUCUUUACAGCAUGAGGUUUUGCCCUUUUGCUCAGAGGACUAGAUUAGUGCUGCACGCCAAAGGGAUAAAAUUUGAAACCAUUAACAUCAAUUUGAAAGAAAAACCCGAUUGGUUCCUCCAGAAGAACCCUCUAGGUCUCGUCCCAGUGCUGGAGACACCUGCUGGUGAAAUAAUAUACGAGUCGUCCAUCACCUGCGAGUACCUGGAUGAAGUCUAUCCAGAGAAGAAGCUGCUUCCAUCCUCUCCUUUUGCCAAAGCUCAGCAAAGGAUGAUGCUGGAGCAUUUUUCAAAGAUUGUACCAUUCUUCUACAGGAUUCCAUCAGCAAAGAGGAAUGGUGAAGAUGUGUCAGGAAUGGAGGCUGAAAUGAAAGAGAAAUUAGGGAAACUGAAUGAGGAGUUGGUGCAAAAGAAAACAAAGUUUUUUGGAGGUGAUUCCAUCACAAUGAUUGAUUACAUGAUGUGGCCACACUUUGAGAGAACAGAGGUCUACGGGGUGAUGAACUGCCUGGACCACACACCAGAGCUGAAGAAGUGGAUGGAGCGCAUGUUGGAGGAUCCAGCUGUGAAGGCAACAAUGUUCAGCAUAGAAGCACACAGGGCUUUCUACAAAAGCUUCAUAGACGGGAAACCGGAUUAUGACUAUGGCCUCUAGAGCACACCGUCCAAACCAGUCGUGACGACCAGUCUGUCCAAAGAUCUUUUUAUUUUAAAUGCUAACCGUCCUAAAAUUUUAUUGGUACCCCCAAAAAGAAAAUUUUCUUAAGGGAAAACUUAAACUCAAAAUGUAAAAGAGAUUUUUUUGGUAUUAUUUUUGAUGUUACUGGUUUAAAAUAAUUAAAGAAAGGCUACAUUGUUUUA